AUGGCGUUGACACCUUGCGAUACUAACAGUAGUAGUAGCAGUAGUUCCUGGAAUCAAAAUAACAAUAUCGAUUUCUCCUUGCUGGCAGAGUAUAUUAUGGAGCGUGCAUUCACUUUGAAAUCGUUGACACUGAGUGUCAACACUAGUUGUAGAGACAACAACCAAUCGCAUAUCGUUCAUUUCUACAAUGAUAUACUGUCUUCGAAGCCAUUACUCUCCAGACUUGAACAUCUAAAGACACUGUUCCUCAAUUGGGACUAUCAAUACCAGUCGUUUAACGCCAGCAAAGCAUCGGACUUUGGAACUGGCACAAAACGAUCUACAUCUCCCAAACUCUUAUCCUCCGAGCUACUCUCCUAUCUCUCAACUAACAACACACUCACCAGACUAGGAUCGUUCAUCCCAGUUUCAAACCAAAUAGUCGACUCUGGUGUUUUAUCCAAGUCCAACAUCAAGCUUCUCUCAAUAUCACUCAACGAAUCAAGUUUCGACUACCAAGAUAACAAUCAUCAUCACAAUAACAAUCCACUUCAAUUCAAUAAUAAUCUUGAAAGAUUAUCAAUUGAAUUCGAUAUACAGCUAUCAACAACAGCGACAACAACAACAACAACAACAAUGGAGUCAACUUCUUCUUCUUCUUCUUGUUGCUCACCUUUAGAAAUAAUAUUAGAUCCUCUUAUUCAAUCAAAUUGGUUACAUUCAUUGAAGAAUCUGACUCAUUUGGAGUUGCAAUAUCCACCUCCAAGUAUUCUAUCGGAAGUGGCGACAGCUCUGUUAAACUCUUUACAAAAGAUAAUAUUAAUAUUUUAA
Molecule: messenger RNA, 810 nt
Organism: Heterostelium album PN500
Lineage: Eukaryota; Evosea; Eumycetozoa; Acytosteliales; Acytosteliaceae
Exons: 3
Coding region: 1-810 (269 amino acids)
Source: RefSeq, a predicted model, not a curated record